Molecule: messenger RNA, 1770 nt
Organism: Trichoderma citrinoviride
Lineage: Eukaryota; Fungi; Ascomycota; Sordariomycetes; Hypocreales; Hypocreaceae
Product: stress response regulator
Exons: 7
Coding region: 1-1770 (589 amino acids)
Biological process (GO): regulation of DNA-templated transcription; phosphorelay signal transduction system
Molecular function (GO): phosphorelay response regulator activity; sequence-specific DNA binding; DNA-binding transcription factor activity
Source: RefSeq, a predicted model, not a curated record
AUGUCUGGCACGGAGGCUUCCGCUGCUCAGGGCGGCGGGGGAAACAAUGCCAGUGAAUUCGUCCGCAAGCUGUUUCGCAUGCUGGAAGACCCGUCGCAUCAGGAUGUGGCUCGAUGGGGAAAAGAUGGCGACUCGUUCGUCGUUGUCGAGGGCGAAAAGUUCACAAGAUCCAUCCUACCGAAGCAUUUCAAGCAUAGCAACAUGUCAAGCUUCAUUCGACAGCUCAACAAGUACGACUUUCACAAAGUGAAGCCAUCCGGCGAUGGCGAUUCCACCUCCCCGAACGGCAACGUCCUAGAGUUCAAACAUCCCUACUUCCGCGUCGACAGCAAAGAUGACCUGGACAACAUCCGCCGAAAAGCGCCGGCCACGAGAAAACCUCAGGUCGCAGAGGACUUCACGACGAGCCAGCAUGUCAGCGUCAUCUCCGAGCAGCUGACGGCGACGCAGCAGCAAGUGCAGCAGCUGCAAGAGCUGUUUGCCGACGUUUCGCAGACCAACAGGCUCCUCGUCAACGAGGUCCUCACCCUGCAGAAGAUGCUCAAUGCCCAGAAGCAGGCGCAGCACGAGAUGCUCAACUAUCUCUCUCCUUACAACCAUAGCCGGAAUAGCGGCAUGAUGGGUCACUCGAUGAACUCAAAUGGCGGCAUGUCGACGUCGGACGGGGACGAAGCUGUGCCGGAGCUCAGGAGGGCGCGAGAGCUCUUGUCCAGUGUCGCCCCCGACGCCGUAGCUGAUCGUGAGCUUGAGCGCCUGCACGACAUUUACGAAUCCCCUGCCGACUCGGCCACCAUGGUAACGCCCGUAUCGAUGCCCAUGAUGCAUGACCCCAUGAAUGAUAUAAGCCGAUAUCCCGUAUAUCCUGUAGGGCAGACCGUCGGCAUUGAUCCUUUCCACUCGGAUCACAUCAACAAGAUUCCGUACGCCAUGCCCAACGAGGGCAGCUCGGGCUCCUUGGACCAACACCAGCAGCAGCAGCACACGGCGCAACCAGGAGCGUCCAACCAGAUGAAUAGCGCGUCAGGCCCUGCGGAAUCCAUGGACAAGCCUGCGUCUCUGUGGGGGCCCAAGAAGCCAGUUGUGUUCCUGGUAGAAGACGACGGAACGUGUGCCAAGAUUGGCAUCAAGUUCCUCAAAUCCAUGGGUUGUGAUGUUGAACAUGCCAUUAAUGGAGUGGAAGCGUAUAACAGGAUCAAUGCCGUUGGUCGCGACCACUUCGACCUCAUCUUCAUGGACAUCAUCAUGCCCAGACUGGACGGUGUGUCAGCUACCAUGUAUAUCCGCCAGCACUGCCCAACCACGCCCAUCAUCGCGAUGACGUCAAAUAUUCGACCAGACGAGGUGAAUGGAUAUUUCGAGCAUGGGAUGAAUGGAGUGUUGGCCAAGCCGUUCACAAAGGAAGGCAUGCUCAAGUCUGUCAAGACAAACUUGCAACACCUCUUGAAGAACCCGCCCAACCAGUCGGAUAACGGGCACGGAUCCGGAUUUCUCAUGAACGUCCCCUACCUGAGCACGACGGGCAAUCCCAUCAAGUUCGAGUCUCCAACGCCACCCACGGGAACCGGCGGCUCGAACUGGCAAUCGGGCCACAUGUCGCAGAACGGAGUCGACCAGGGCUUUGGGCUCAUGGACGGGAGCGGCCAGUAUAACAUGACGCAGGGUAGAGGCGGGUAUUCGACGAUGGAUGCUUCCUCAGGCCGUAUAUCCGAUCACGAUAGCCCUCCGGAGAAGCGCCAGCGUCUGAACAACUCGCAACGAAAUUACGCUUAA